AUGAACACGCAACCUUCUGACACCUUCGACACUCAGUUGAGCAUCAUUGUUGACCAGGAAACGUCUGCCAGUAUGGCUGUCACAAACGUAAAAAGUGCGACCGGUCGAGUUGCCAGAGAGCUCGGCCGCAUUUACUCUCAGACCGAGGCGUCUCCCUGUGAGGGUCUGAAGAAACAGGGUGGAACACAAUGUCGAGCCUUGUCACCAAAAGUAAGGUGA
Molecule: messenger RNA, 219 nt
Organism: Dibothriocephalus latus
Lineage: Eukaryota; Metazoa; Platyhelminthes; Cestoda; Diphyllobothriidea; Diphyllobothriidae
Source: the annotation of a GenBank genome assembly